UGAAUGGUGUCAUCUGACCAACUUUCUAUCCAUUUUUCCUUCACAAUGUCUGUGCUUUCAGCUCAACCUUGAGGACCUCUUGGUUCCGGCAUGAGUGAUAAUCUGAUGGAGAAAGUUAGCACAUUGGGCGACUGUCUGAAGACUAGCGGGGCCGAAGUAGGCUGGAAGAUGAGUGCCGAUGUGAGCUCCACGAGCUUCAAGGUGAAGGAGCUAUUCCAAGGCCCCACCUGGGGGGAUAAGCUCGUCGAGGACGCUACCUCCAUGUUACUCGACAAGCCUGAUUGGGCUCUGAAUCUUCGAAUAUGCGAUGUGAUCAAUCACGAGAGGAUCGACUGUGUGGAAGUGAUCCGCGGCGUAAAGAAACACUUAAAAGGGACGAGCCCGAGGACCCAAUACUUAGCUUUGGCCUUGCUGGAGACUUGUGUCAAAAAUUGCGACAUGGCAUUCUGCGAGGUGGCUUCCGAGAGGGUUCUUGACGACAUGGUCAAGCUGAUUGAUGACCCGCAGACUAUCCUUAGAAACCGGAACAAAGCCCUGAUGUUGAUCGAAGCAUGGCGAGAGUCGUGCAGUGAACUCAGAUACCUGCCUGUUUAUCAAGACACAUACAAGAGCCUAAAGGCCAGGGGCAAUUGCUUUCCGGGUCGUGAUGAUGAAAGUUUGGCACCUAUUUUCACUCCACCCGCUUCAGCUUUGGAUUCAGAACCAGAGGUUACCCUUGCCCGACGGAUGCAACUCGAUAUGCACGUCCCUAUGCUCAACGCUGAGCAGACAAAGGAGGCGCUUGAGGUCGCAAAAAACAUUAUCGAGCUUCUCGCCACGGUUUUAUCCUCCUCGCCAAAACAAGAUGUUCUCCAGGACGAGCUGAUAACCACGCUGGUGGAGCAGUGUCAUGAAGCUCAACAGAAAGUGCAGAGAAUUGCGGAGACAGCCGGAGAUGACGAGGCUCUACUCUUGGAAGCCUCGACAGUGAACGACCAAGUCCAGAAAGUCUUGUCCAAGUAUGAAGAAGAGCUGCGGGAACCGGCCACAGCGGCUGCGGAGGAUACGCCGAGUCAGGCAACGGAGGAGGAAAACGGUGUGAUGGGAGAACCUCGGAGCUACGAAAGUGGUGGGAGGGAAAGGAGGCACGAGGACAUGACGGAGGACCUGGACGAGAUGAUAUUCGGUAAGAAAGGCGAACCAAAGCAAGACGACUUCAUUUCCUUGUGA
Rhodamnia argentea is the source of this 1209-nucleotide messenger RNA. RefSeq names its product TOM1-like protein 1. NCBI's taxonomy places the organism in Eukaryota, Viridiplantae, Streptophyta, Magnoliopsida, Myrtales, Myrtaceae. The transcript is spliced from 3 exons. The record is from RefSeq and is a predicted model, not a curated record. Gene Ontology annotation, biological process: protein transport to vacuole involved in ubiquitin-dependent protein catabolic process via the multivesicular body sorting pathway. Gene Ontology annotation, molecular function: phosphatidylinositol binding; ubiquitin binding. The coding region runs from base 91 to 1209 and encodes 372 amino acids.